Molecule: messenger RNA, 3249 nt
Organism: Papaver somniferum (opium poppy)
Lineage: Eukaryota; Viridiplantae; Streptophyta; Magnoliopsida; Ranunculales; Papaveraceae
Product: ELF3-like protein 2
Exons: 4
Coding region: 772-3045 (757 amino acids)
Biological process (GO): regulation of photoperiodism, flowering
Source: RefSeq, a predicted model, not a curated record
CAAAACUCCCUCUUGAUUCAUUUGCCUUUCCUAUCCCUAAAAGUGCUUCCUUUAAUUUUAUCCAUUUGGGUCCUACAGGACCGCAGCACCUACACUUUUCUCCUCUUUCUCUAGAAAAUAAAAAUUAAAAAUGAAAGAUUGAGGAUUCUCUCUUCCACCUCCUCUUUUGUCGAAUCUAUCUUUUUAAGCCUUUUUACUGGUUUAUAUCUUUCUCCUUCAGAUUAGAUAUUUUCUUCCCGAUUUUCUUUCUCAUCUCCACGCCCCCCUUUCUUUUCUCAGAUAUACGGUUGAAUUACACACCAAGAAAAUGAUUUUCAUACGGUUGUUUUGAUUGGGGUUCAGCUUUUUCGAUCUGGGGUUUGAUGUAAUAGGGGAAAUUUUGAGUUUUCUGAAGUGGGUUUUGUAAAUAGAGAUCAAAUUUUUGUUCCUUUCAAGGUGUUUGAUAUUUCGCUUCUGUGAAGUUUUGGGGUCUUUUUUUUUUGAAGGAUCGAUUUGAGCUAUCUGGGUAUUGUUGUUAGAGUCUGAAUUUGGGAAAUUAGAAGUUUUUCUGAAGUGGGUUCUGUAAAUAGAGGUCAAAAUUUUGUUCCAUUUCAAGGCUGGCUUCUUUGAAAUUUUGUUAUUUGUUGUUCCUGAACAAGGAUUGAUUUUGGAUAUCUGGGUGUUGGUGUAGGAAUUUAAAUUUUGUUGGUGUAAGAAUUUAAAUUUUGGGGAAUUUGUGAUUUUAUAAGAGUGAAAUAUUGAUUUGGUUAAGUGGAUUUGGGGUUGGAAAAGAUGAGAAGUGGAAAAGAUGAGGAGAAGAGUGUAGGACCUUUGUUUCCAAGACUACAUGUAAAUGACACAGAGAAAGGAGGACCAAGGGCACCACCAAGGAACAAGAUGGCUUUAUAUGAACAACUUAGUAUUCCAUCUCAAAGGUUCAAUUCUGGUUCAGGUUCUACAUUGCCUUUACCACCUAGUAAUACAGUUUCUUCUGCCUCAGCUUCCAUGAGCCAGGGGGGUGGGCAUGAAAGGACCGUGUUUUCACCAUAUUACAUCCCUCCGCCUACACCUCAUCACUUUGCUGAGGAGAUUCAUUCUCGCUCCUCUGAUUGUGUGAAUCAUAAAACCAUGACACGGGAUUCAGAACAGAAAUCCACAGAUAAUGCAAAUUAUCGAAAACCAAAUGCUGAAAGCAGUUCAUUUCGCACACGCUACUUCCCUAACUCAAAGACCACUCACCCGAACAGGGCUGGUGAUGAGGAUGAUUUUAUGGUUCCAACGUUUGCUCAGCCAAAAAUGAAUACUGGUACCACCAAACCUCAGCAAAAUGUGGAACAGGAAAUGCUUAUUCCCUUUAAUGCAGUUAACAAUACGGGAAGGGUUGUAUCUGGUACUUGUGUUUCUUCAUCGCAACUUCAUAAUGCUGGGGAUAAACAUCUGAAACGACCAAAUACUACGGACUUGAGGUCAAGACAAAGUUCUAGGAACCAGGAUGAAGAGAACCUGGCAGAAUCUAUCACCAGUAGGGACUUUCAGGAGAAGAGUACAUCACAUGCAUCAGCUGGAGAAAGGAUCUCACAUCACAGGAAGUAUGUGUGUGCAUCAUCAGACUCCAGACAUCAAAAUAUUUCAGGUAACGGUUUAGGAAGAUCAGAGGAUGUCAAUACACAACUACAUCAAGGGCAUUCUGACGGUGGUGUGGAAGAGAUUAAUGUCUCAAGGAUUAGAAGUGAACCAUGUUCCAGAGCCUCUGUUGGAAACAGUCAUAAAAACUCCAAUAAAUGCGAUGAAGACAAAAUGCACAGUAUAUCACAAGGGAGAGAUGCAGACAGAAAUGAUGAUGUCUCCGAGACUUCUAUUCUGGAUUCUGUAUCGAGUUUGGACAUAUCUCCUGAUGAUGUUGUUGGUGUAAUAGGUCAGAAGCAAUUUUGGAAAGCAAGAAAAGAGAUUGCCAAUCAGCAAAGGGUGUUCUCUGUUCAAGUAUUUGAGUUGCAUAGAUUGAUAAAGGUACAGAAAUUGUUUGCUGGAUCCCCACAUCUGUUGCUUGAGGAAAAUUCUUAUUUAGUCAAGCCUUCUUUUAAGGAAUCACCUGUGAAGAAGCUGCAUCCGAAGUAUGUCGUGAAACCUAUUCCAGCAAUCGCGAAGCAGAAAGACCAUUCUUCGAGACCUAGCAGGAUUACUGAGUGCUCGGCCGAGAAUGCUGUUGAAAAACCUAAUCUUCCUUCAGUCAACGAUGGGACUGACAGAAGAAAUGGUAACCAACAUCCAGUUUACGCCCCAUAUUCUGAAAACCCACCGCCAACACCGCCUCCUCCACCUCCUCCUAAUAAUAAUCAGGGUUGGUGCUUCCCACCACCAGGAAAUCAGUGGCUGGUCCCCAUAAUGUCCCCUUCCGAAGGACUUGUUUACAAGCCCUACUCAGGGCCAUGUCCUCCAGCUGCUGGUUUCAUGACACCGUUUUAUGGCGGUUGUGGUCCUACGAGCUUACCUCCUAUUGCAGGAGACUACUUAAAUCCAGCUUAUCAAUAUCCAGCUCCACACCCACAACAGAUAGGUCAUCAUCCUGCGGCUCCUGUUCCACCAACUUAUUUUCCUCCUUACGGGAUGCCUGUCAUGAAUCCAGUUAUGUCUGCCUCAGCUGUUGAACAAGUGGGUCCAUCAACUGAACAGUUAUCGACUGGAGAGUUCAAUGCUAACAUGCAAUCUCGAAACUCAUGCAACAUGUCAAGGAACCAAAGAAGUGAAGCAGUUGUGUCUCGUCGUUUAUCUAAAUUUCAAGCAUCCAAAGACAGUGAAUUACAAGGGAGUACAGGAAGUAGUCCCGCAGAAAGAGCACAACGAACGGUUGCAACAGGUAACAUUUCUGGAAAGUUGGAUGCUCUUCCACUUUUUCCUACUGCUCCUGCUGCUCAGAAUGUAGAUGUAGUACCACAGCUCAACAACAAUGACAAGCAAUGUUCACGUGUUAUUAAAGUUGUUCCUCACAAUCCUAGAUCUGCAAAUGAAUCAGCUGCUAGGAUUUUUAGGUCGAUACAAGAAGGAAGACAACAGUUUGAUUCACCGUAGAUGAAUUUGCUCACUCACUAGGUUUAGUAUUUCUGAUGAUAUACUGCUCGCCUCGCCUUGUAUCUUAACUUGACCUUAUCACUUAUCACUAUAUUAUCGAGUGUUUUGAUGUGCCUUUUCUUGUAACUGGGUUUCGCCUUGGCAACCUUGUUGUAUGUAAAUAUAUUUCUGGAAGAUAUUUUAAAAAGUUUUCCUCUUGGAACA